Molecule: messenger RNA, 3961 nt
Organism: Chionomys nivalis (European snow vole)
Lineage: Eukaryota; Metazoa; Chordata; Mammalia; Rodentia; Cricetidae
Gene: Gjc2
Product: gap junction protein gamma 2
Exons: 2
Coding region: 1943-3262 (439 amino acids)
Biological process (GO): cell communication
Cellular component (GO): connexin complex
Source: RefSeq, a predicted model, not a curated record
AAAAAGUCAUUGAGGGCUGGCAAGAUGGCUCAGCAGUUAAGAGCACUGACUGCUCUUCCAGCAACCUUAUAUGGUGGAUCACAAUCAUCCAUAAUGAGAUCUGGUGCCCUCUUCUGGCUUACAGGCACACAUGCAGGCAGAACACUAUACAUAAUAAAUAAAUCUAGGCUGGGCGGUGGUGGAGCAUGCCUUUAAUCCCAGCAAUGGGGAGGCAGAGGUAGGUGAAUCUCUGUGAGUUUGAGGCCAGCCUGGUCUACAAGAGUGAGUCCCAGUACAGGCUCCAAAGCUACAGAGAAACCCUGUCUUGAAAAACCAAAAAUAAAUAGAUAAAUAAAAACAAAAAAAAGCCAUUGUGCAUGCAUUUAAUCCCAGCACUUGGGAGGCAGAGGCAGGCGGAUGUCGGUGAGUUCCAGGUCAGCCUGGUCUACAGGGCAAGUUUCAGGACAGGCUCCAAAGCCAUUGAAGGGCAGCAGGGACAAUCUGUUCAGUGUGCAUUCUAAGGUACUCAGUGGGCAUGGAGCCAGGUUUAUAAGGAAGAGUGAAGCAGCUGGGACUAGAGAGACAGUGACCACCUGGUGCAGGUGGCAAGUGUGGGUGGUUCAGGGUUUACUGAUAAACCCAAGAUGUGCAGGAGACAGCAACUCAGAUAAAGUAAUCCAAGGGUGGAGAGGUCACACUGGAGGAGAGAUUGACAUGUGUCUGACCCUCUGUAGUUUGAGGUGCCUGCUGUGUUCCAGUGCCAGGGCUAGGCAGGAAAAUUACAGGCUAGAGGUUCAAGUUUGGAAGCCCCCCCCCCAAUAGCCUGAGCCCAGGGUCCUGGUUUUUCCAGGUCAGCUCUUCAACCAUAGCACUUAGUGCUGUGCCUGAGAGUGAAUAGCUGUGAUUGCAUGCAUGCACCGACUGAUAGGUCAUUCCAAAGCAAAAUCCCACUGUCUGUCCAGGGCCAAAGUCGGCCCAGGGUUAAACUACGUUGUCUUUGUUGUUGCCUGUACACAUCUUACAAUGACAGAAGUAGGUAUACCAGAGAAAUGGCAAGUUACCAACCAAGGCUUUACCACAGAUCUGUUAUUAAAUAUCACAUACUGCUAAGCAGCUCUACUGGGGAACUCCUGGUUCCAGAUCCUGCUGGUGAGCCUUAGGCUCCUAUGAUUGAGGUUUCAAGUAGGGGCUAAGAUUGCAGUUGAGGUAAGAGAGUUGAAUUCACGCCUGAGAAGGCACCAGGUAGCCUAACUGUGUGUCCAUGUCUGAGGCAGAGAAGUAGAAGGAGUGGCCCCUGAAGGUGUAGCAGCCUGUGAAUAUGCUUGUGUGGAUGUGUUCGUUCUUGAUGUGGGAGUGUGCAUGUGUAAGGGAUCACAUGUGCUUGAGCUCUUCUGUCUAUGUCUUGAUUCUUUGCAUGUGUGGUUGAGUUGGUAAAUAAGUAUAUAUGAGUGUUAGUAUAUAUGAAUAUAUCGUGCCAGCAUGUGUGUGCACGUAUUCAUGAGUGUACACAUCUUUGUAAAUACAUUUGUAUCUAAAUGCAUAUGUAUGCAUAUGGGUAUACACAAUGUCUAUGAAUGUGCACCUGUGUGCAUAUGAGGGUAUGUUGUAUGUGCAAGUGAAUGUUUGCAUAUAUAACACACACACAUAGACAUGUGUGCAUGCGUGUAUGCACAUGAGGGUGUGUGUCUCUGAUUGCAUACAUGUAGUCCCAAGAGGGAAUUCACAGAUGUGAGGAUGUGGGGGCAUUUCCUCAGGAACCCCUGUUGUCCUGCUGGCUGCCCCCUCUUCCUGCCCUGAGGGGAGAGGCCCUCACUACAUAAAGAGGCCUGGAGCAGCCACUCCUGAUGGUGGUCCAUGCCUGCUGCUGCUACCUCCUAGGCCCUAGUCUGGAGUGUCAGUGCUGAAUGCUUGGGGGACUCCUGCCUCAAAGCUUCCCAGGAGCAGGUCCCACCUGCUCGCUCCCAUGACCAACAUGAGCUGGAGCUUCCUGACGCGGCUGCUGGAGGAGAUCCACAAUCAUUCCACCUUCGUGGGCAAAGUGUGGCUCACUGUGCUAGUGGUCUUCCGAAUUGUGCUAACGGCUGUGGGUGGCGAGUCCAUCUAUUCGGAUGAGCAAUCCAAGUUCACUUGCAACACGCGGCAGCCGGGCUGUGACAAUGUUUGCUACGAUGCCUUCGCGCCCCUGUCACACGUGCGCUUCUGGGUCUUCCAAAUCGUGGUCAUUUCCACCCCUUCUGUCAUGUACCUGGGCUAUGCAGUCCACCGCCUGGCACGCGCCUCGGAGCAGGAGCGCAGACGCGCCCUCCGUCGUCGCCCCGGCCCUCGGCGCGUGCCCCGGGCUCAGCUGCCACCGCCGCCUCCUGGCUGGCCGGAUGCCACUGAUCUGGGCGAGGCGGAGCCCAUGCUGGCGCUGGAGGACGAGGAGGACGAGGAGCCGGGGGUGCACGAGGGCCCGGGGGAAGACACGGAGGAGGAGCGCGCAGAGGAUGUGGCUGCCAAGGGGGGUGGAGGUGAUAGCAAAACGGUGGUCACUCCCGGACCGGCCGGGCAGCACGAUGGGCGAAGGCGCAUCCAGAGGGAGGGCUUGAUGCGCGUGUACGUGGCCCAGCUGGUGGUAAGGGCGGCCUUCGAGGUGGCCUUUCUGGUGGGCCAGUACCUGCUGUACGGCUUCGAGGUGCCGCCCUUCUUUGCCUGCAGCCGCCAGCCUUGCCCGCACGUGGUGGACUGCUUCGUGUCGCGGCCAACCGAGAAGACGGUCUUCCUGCUGGUCAUGUAUGUGGUUAGCUGCCUAUGCCUGCUGCUCAACCUCUGUGAGAUGGCGCACCUGGGCCUCGGCAGUGCGCAGGACGCUGUACGCGGUCGUCGGGGAACCUCAGCACCGGGUCCUGGCCCGGUGCCGCGCCCGCCUCCCUGCGCUUUCCCGUCUGCGGCUGCGGGCCUGGCUUGCCCUCCCGAAUACAGUCUGGUGGUGCGCGCGGCUGAACGGGCGCGCGCGCACGACCAGAAUUUGGCUAAUCUGGCCCUGCAGGCACUGCGCGAUGGGGCGGCGGCGGCGGUGGCCGCAGAUCGGGACAGCCCUCCAUGUUCAGGGCUCAAUGCAACCUCUCGGGGGGCACCCAGGGCGGGUGGCCCAGCUUCCGGAACCGGUAGUGCCACGUCGGGGGGCACCGUUGGGGAGCAGGGCAGACCCGGGGCUCAGGAACAACUGGUCACUAAGCCUAGGGCGGGCUCUGAGAAGGGCAGUACAGGCAGCAGGGAUGGCAAGGCUACUGUGUGGAUCUGAGGGCACUGGGGAGAGCUCAGGGAGGGCCUAGCAUAAGGGUUCAAUGGAAAUCUUUGUUCUCAACCAGUGGCCACUGACAGAUCCCCUUAGGGGUCUUUAGAAGAGGAAGCUGAAGACCCCUAAGAGGUGCUGGCUCAGGUACCUCCCUGCAGGAUGUGAAGAGGAGUCACCAGGGACUUGUCUGUGGCCCCUGGGUGGGGGGAGGCGAGCUGUGUUCCAGUAACUGACUGCCCCUCCAGGCUAUUAAACAGGAUGACCCCUCCGCUGGGCCCCCCAGCUUUCUUUUAGGCUCUCCAGCAGCUUCCCGGUAGAAUAGAGGUAACUGGCAAGAACCUUUUGGGGACGGUGUUUAUCCUCACUGCAGCAACAAGUGGGUUCCUCUACAGCCCCCUCAGUCCUGAUGAAGUCAGAGAACUCUCAGGUCAAGGACAAGCAGGUAGCCUUGGGUCUACUUGCAGCUCUUGGCUCCCUGUGUGAGGCAACUAAGUAAGACCUGAAGGAGACCUGGGCUGAGUACAGCCUCCUCUCCCUGAGCUGAGGUAGCCAGGCAUGGGCCGUUUCUAGGACAUCCUGGAAAUUCUGUCAUGCCUUGCUGCUUAGAUCCAUAAGGCUGUGGUCCAGAGCCGUGUUUUUGGCCAUGCUGGAAAAUUAGAGCUCUGGGGAGCCUAGACCCAUCUUUUGUGCCCUCCUCCCUGUUUU